Messenger RNA from Olea europaea var. sylvestris, 1267 nucleotides. RefSeq names its product CASP-like protein 4A3. Lineage: Eukaryota; Viridiplantae; Streptophyta; Magnoliopsida; Lamiales; Oleaceae. The record is from RefSeq and is a predicted model, not a curated record. The coding region runs from base 62 to 1087 and encodes 341 amino acids. The transcript has 3 exons.
CCAAAUUUAAGAAUCAAAUAAAUGGAACUCAUAGCCUUCCAUUCUCAACUUUUGAUUCCAAAUGUUUUUGCCUUUACCAAGCCAGGAAGUUGAGAAAAAAGGAAAACUCCUCGUGUGCAAAACACAGACGUUAAUCAGUGAUUCAGGAGAUAAAAAUAUGGAACCCCAAAAUAAACAACACACGCCUAUUGAUUCCGAGUCCACUGCAGUUUCUACUCCACACAAAGUUUCAGUUUCCGAUUCCUCACCACCACACUCCAAACAAAAUAGUGGAGAACAUAUAUCACUCUCACCGCCGGCAGGAAACUCACCGGGCCGGUCAUCAAUUUCAUCUGAUCGAACCACUCUUACUCAUGGGUCUUCCCCAAGAGAAGAUAAAUCUGCCGUCCCCCCACCGGAGACGAAGAGUCCUCCAAUGAACUCAUCGGAGAAUCAUCCGGCUUUUGUGAACUGGUCUGUUGUAGCAGAGCCUAUGGAAAUAGUGUCCAAGACUGAUCCGGGUGGCCCAGAUGGAAAGUCUGGGAAAGAAACUAGUGGCGGACCUGGCGGUGGUGGUGGAAGUGGGCGGCGGAGGCCUAGGCCAGCACUUUCUGUAUUGCGUAGAACCAAGAGGGAAAACAUGGUGAAAAAAGCUGCUUUGGGGUUUAGGAUAUUUGGGUUCUUGUUUUGCUUGGUUUCGUUCUCACUUAUGGCAGCUGAUAGAAAUCAGGGUUGGGCUCUUGAUUCAUUCGAACGUUACAAAGAAUUCAGGUACUGUAUGUCAGUGAAUGUGAUAGGAUUUGUAUACUCAGGCGCGCAGGCGUUGGAUUUGUCGUACAAUUUAGCCACCAGAAAGUAUAUCAUGCAGCAUCAACAGCAACGCCGGUAUUAUUUUAAUUUCACCAUUGAUCAGAUAAUUACUUAUCUUCUGAUAUCGGCAUCUUCAUCAGCUACGACUAGAAUUGAUGAAUGGCAAUCCAAUUGGGGAAACGACAAGUUUCCAAACAUGGCUAGUGCUUCUGUAUCGAUGUCAUUUCUUGCAUUUGUUGCCUUGGCGGCGAGUUCGCUUAUAUCUGGUUACACUCUCUGCAGCUCCAAGUCAAUGUAGUUUCAACUUCUUUGUGAAAUUUAUUUAACUUUUGGACUUUGAUUACGUGAAAUUACUUUGCAUACAGCAGAAAAAUUACUCAUACUGGUUGUUUAAAUUGUGUAUAAACAUGUACUAUAUUAAUAAUUAUAUAUACGGUUCAGUUGAUCUGUUGAAGAUGCUGGACCAUGGCGUUUAAAA